Messenger RNA from Macadamia integrifolia, 1590 nucleotides. RefSeq names its product transcription termination factor MTERF15, mitochondrial-like. Lineage: Eukaryota; Viridiplantae; Streptophyta; Magnoliopsida; Proteales; Proteaceae. The coding region runs from base 185 to 1420 and encodes 411 amino acids. Gene Ontology annotation, cellular component: chloroplast. Gene Ontology annotation, molecular function: double-stranded DNA binding. Gene Ontology annotation, biological process: chloroplast organization; regulation of DNA-templated transcription. The record is from RefSeq and is a predicted model, not a curated record. The transcript has 2 exons.
GUAAUAUAAUUUGUGUUCAUUACCAAACAGGCCUGCAGGUUCUCCUGAAGCUUUGCGGAUUUCUGUCGAGAACUUUGGUCUCCAGUUGCAGAUCAGAUGAAGGCAAUGGAAGCAGAAGCCACGCUCUCGAAGAUCCCUCCGUGAGUUCCUUGUCAGAACUAAUUGUCCUUUUAAUACAUUUCCGAUGUUUAGUUUCCUCUUCAAAAGAGUCCCAAUCGGGAGAACUGUGAGAGAUUCAACCGUCCAACUUGGUUUUCUGCAAAGCCCUUCAUCUUUCAAGUACAUCUCCUCAAAACCCUUAAGAGAUGAGAUCCCUUUCGUUGUCUCUUACCUCAUGAGCUCAUGUGGGCUCUCACCCGCAGCUGCCAUCUCUGCAUCCAAGAAGGUAGAUUUUCAAUCCUCUGAUAGACCAGAUUCAGUUCUUACCCUUUUCAGAAACCAUGGAUUCACGGAACAGCAAAUUUCCACUCUCGUUAGAAAGUGCCCAUCAUUGCUCGUGUCUAGUCCUUCAAAGACCCUCCUGCCUAAACUUGAGUUCUUCCAUUCGUUGGGCCUUUCGUGCCCUAACAUUGCCAAAAUCCUCUCCGACGAUCCAUGGGUUUUGUUCUGUAGCUUAGAAAACAAAAUCACCCCUGCUUUUAAUUUCUUCAAAAGUUUAGUUGGGAGUCUUGGGACUGUGGAGAAUGUUGUUAUUGGUCUAAAGCGUCAAGCUCGUCUCAUCAAUUGUGAUAUACAGAAUGUGGCUCGAAAUAUUGCAAUCUUGAGAGAAAUUGGAGUGCCUGAAUCUAUUAUCGUGAGUUUACUGACUUACUAUCCCAGCACAAUGACACCUAAAAAUGAUCGGUUCAAACAGAUAGUUGAGGAGAUUAAGCAAAUGGGUUUCGACCUUUCAAAAUACACGUUUAUGAGUGCUCUCAAUGCCCUUACCUCGAUGAACCAAUCAACAUGGGAGCAGAAAUUGGAGGCUUAUCGAAGGUGGGGUUUUUCUGAUUGUGAGAUUCUCUCGGCAUUUAGGAGGUAUCCUUGGUUUAUGAAACUGUCUGAGAAGAAGAUAAGGGGACAGAUGGACUUCUUGCUGAACAAAAUGGGUUGGGAAUUGGCAGAUAUUAAGAGGAACCCACAAAUUCUCGGGUUUAGCUUGGACAAGAGAGUUAUCCCUAGGUGUUCUGUUCUUCGAGUUCUGCAAUUGAAAGGUCUAGUGGAGAGAGAUCAUAGUAUAGGAAGUGUGUUGAUAAAGAGUGAUAAGUCCUUCAUGGAGAAGUUUGUGACCAAGUACGAGAAGGAAGUUCCUCAACUGUUGGAUGUAUACAAAGGGAAGAUUGGUCUGCCAGAACUAGGAUAUGGAUCUGAUGAAGUCAGUAGAAGGAAGUUCCUCAACUGUUGGAUGUAUACAAAGGGAAGAUUGGUCUGCCAGAACUAGGAUAUGAAUCUAAGGAAGUCAGUGGGAGGAAACUAUUGUGAAAAUAUUGAAAUUGAAAACUGAUCUUAAUGUUUCCUUGUUUGUAUUUUUUUCUCUAUUACAGUUCAUUCUCACUGAACCUGAUUUAUUUAGGUAUGACAACAAAGUAACCUUGCUGCUUUUGAAACCAA